Molecule: messenger RNA, 1190 nt
Organism: Mangifera indica (mango)
Lineage: Eukaryota; Viridiplantae; Streptophyta; Magnoliopsida; Sapindales; Anacardiaceae
Product: putative clathrin assembly protein At4g40080
Exons: 1
Coding region: 61-1113 (350 amino acids)
Biological process (GO): vesicle budding from membrane; clathrin coat assembly; clathrin-dependent endocytosis
Cellular component (GO): clathrin-coated pit; clathrin-coated vesicle
Molecular function (GO): 1-phosphatidylinositol binding; phosphatidylinositol-4,5-bisphosphate binding; SNARE binding
Source: RefSeq, a predicted model, not a curated record
GCCUUUCACUUGUGUCUCUUCAGAUCCUUUCUUUCACCAUUUCCGUCAGAGUUGGAGUCGAUGGGCCGGCCAACGACACUUAGAAUUUUCAUAGGCUUUCUCAAAGACAAAGCAUCCUUAAUCAAAACAACGUUCUCAACCAAACGCAAAACCUCCUCCAUCCGCCGCGCUGUCCUCCUUGCAACCUCCCACCGCACUUCAAAUCCUCCGUCGUAUAAACGUAUCGCUGCCGUUCUUUGCAUCGACCAUGGGUCCCAACCAGGAGCGUCCGCUUGCAUUCAAGCUCUCAUGGACCGCCUGCACGCCACACGCAACGCUUUUGUUGCCGUGAAGUGUCUUUUCACAAUCCAUAAUAUUAUUACAAACGGUUCGUUUAUUUUAAAAGAGCAGCUUUCAAUUUAUCCUUCUUAUGGUGGCCGAAACUUUCUUAAUUUGUCAAUGUUUCGAGAUGAUUCCGACCCAGAAGCUUGGGAACUGUCGUCGUGGGUCAGGUGGUAUGCUUGCGUUUUAGAGCGAAAUUUAACAGCUUCCAGAGUUGUGGGUUAUUACGUCUGUUCUUCAAAAGCGGCUAAGAAGAUUAGUGAUGACAAAGAAGAGAUGGUUUUGGCAUUGUUGAGCUCAAAUUUGUUGAGAGAGGUAGAUGCUCUAGUAAGCUUCGUUGAAGAGGUAAGUGACGUGCCCAAUUCGUUGAAUCUUCAGAGGAACAAUUUGGUACAUGAGGUUGUCAGAUUGGUGGGUGCAGAUUACAGGUUAAUACAACAUGAAAUUUUCCUCCGAGUUGACGAACUGGGAGAGAGAUUAAUCAGUUUAAGUCAGGAAGACGUGACUCGGUUUUUGAAUGCUUUGAAAAGACUCGAAGAUUGCGAAGACAGAUUGCAACGGUUGUUUGUUAACAGAAAUAAGAAUCAUCGGUUAUGGAAUUUGAUCCACGAAACAAAAACAAAGAUAACGGUACUGGUGGCAGUGAAUAAGAAUGUACAGGAGAAGACGUUAAUGAAGAUGUCGGCAAGAGACGAGUUAAGCGAGUUGAGUCGAAUGAGCGAACGAUUUUCUGAGUUCAGACAGUUGUUUCAGUGGAACCGGGUUCCACAAUUUGUCGAAAAUGAUUUGUGACGCUCUUGUUUUAAAAUACAUUUUUAAGGAAAUUGAUAUGAUGGAAUAGACUAAUGAUUUUGACUGAGUCUUAGAAA